UACAUCCCAGCAUUGGUCAGCGAAAAAGGCAUCAAUGAUGACCUUUUGACUGACAAAUUUAUAAGUGACCACCCGACCAUGACUGUACUAUUCAUUUGUCCCACCUAAUGUGAUCUUUAAGACGACAGCAAUAUCGCUUUCAUGUAUAUAUAUCUAUCAACCGAUUCAUUUCAAUCAAGAUUUUAGACUUCACAACAACAAUGGCGCCCGAUAGAGGCACAAUGCAGUCUCCCGUCGACUACCAAUCAAUAUCCACCCGCACAUCCGAAGACGAUGAUCUUGCAUUGCAGCGCAGACGAAGCGAGCAACGAAGAUUCAUAGCUGCGCAUGCGGGAGAAGGGCAGAAUUUCACAGUACGGGGAAUACUCGUUGGUUUGGGCGUUGGAUUGAUAAUAUGUUUUUCCAAUAUGUAUUUUGGUCUGCAGACAGGCUGGGUCUCUUCUAUGGCCAUGCCUGCUUCACUUAUUGGAUUUGCAUUCUUCAAGACCUUAUCGAAACAUCUUGAUUUACCAUUUACUCCGGUGGAAAAUGUCUUGGUGCAGACGGUAGCUGGAUCAAUGGGAACGAUGCCUUUGGGCUGUGGAUUUGUUGGUGUUAUGCCGGCGUUGAAUUAUAUGUUGAAAUCAGAAGAGCAGGGACCGAUAUUCUUGAGUACUUGGAAACUUAUACUUUGGUCAUUGGGGUUAUGCUUUUUCGGGGUGGUAUUCGCGGUUCCAUUGAGACGACAGGUUAUCAUUAGGGAGAAACUGAAGUUUCCAUCUGGGACAGCGACUGCGUUGAUGAUUGGCGUUUUACAUGGAAAGGAGACUAGUGAAGGCGAGCCGCCCAUCUUGACUUCCGGGAACGUUGAUGAAAUAGACGAAAGAGAGACUAGAAGUUAUACAGAUGAGACUGCGGCCGACGUAGAAGAGGUUACCAAGGCUGAGGGAAGCAGCUGGAAAUCAAAGGUUAAGCUGUUAUUAGUCUCGUUCGGGAUAUCAGGGUUUUACACUCUGGCAACUUAUUUCUUUCCCAUUUUACGGAAGUUACCAAUUUUUGGUACUGCAAUUGCUCAAAAUUGGUUAUGGACUUUGAAUCCAUCCCUUGCAUAUGUUGGACAGGGGAUUAUUAUGGGUCCGGCGACAACUACACAUAUGCUCCUUGGAGCAUUCCUUGGUUGGGGAAUACUUUCUCCUCUAGCCAAAUAUAGGGGCUGGGCUCCUGGACCAGUUAGUGAUUGGGAGACGGGAAGCAAAGGUUGGAUUGUUUGGAUCUCACUAGCUAUAAUGUUGGCCGAUUCAGUUAUCAGUCUUGGAUACAUCGCUUUUACCCCUUUGAUAAGGAAUGGCGGACAUUAUAUCAAUGAGGCUCAAAAAAAGAUCAACACACGUGAUUGGAGGGGUCUUUUAUCAAUUACAAUACCACGAUCCACCACGGGAUAUGCUCCUAUAAACAGCGAUCGUCGGGGUGAACAUGCAUCAAGUGGUGAUAUAUCAUUACUUUCAGGUAGUAAUAUACAGACCGAAGUGAAAGAUCUACCAGAACCCGAUGCCCCUCCAGAACAUCUCGUCAAUUCUCAGACUGUCUGGAUUGGUCUUAUCCUCUCCAUUGUUUUCUGUGUAUUCAGCAUCCGCGUUGUAUUUGGUGAUCUAGUUCCCCUAUACGCUACCAUCGUCGCCGUUUUAAUUGCCCUCGUCCUCUCCAUCAUGGGUGUUCGAGCCUUGGGAGAAACUGACCUCAACCCUGUCUCUGGAAUUUCUAAACUAGCUCAACUAUUCUUCGCCCUUAUCAUUCCUCAAUCCAACAAAAACUCUAUCCUUAUAAACCUCAUCGCAGGAGCAGUUUCCGAAGCUGGCGCUCUCCAAGCCGGUGAUUUGAUGCAAGAUCUCAAAACAGGACAUCUUUUAGGUGCAGCACCAAACGCGCAAUUCUGGGGCCAAAUCAUCGGAAGUGCAGUUGGUGCUGUAGUAAGCGCAUUGAUCUAUAAACUUUAUACAAAUGUAUAUCAGGUUCCCGGAGAUCUAUUCCAGGUUCCCACUGGAUAUGUGUGGAUUUUCACGGCGAGAUUGGUUACCGGGAAGGGAUUACCACAUAUGGCUGCUGAGUGGGCAUUUGGUGCUGCAGUUAUCUUUACAGGAACUACGUUAUUAAGAAUUUAUGCUACGGGAAAGAAAUGGCAUUCUUAUAUUCCUGGAGGUAUUGCGGUGGCUGUUGGUAUGUCUUAUUCUUAAUUUCUCUUUCUUUCUUUCUUUCUUUCUUUCUUUCUUCCUUCUCCACAUUCUUUUUUCGUUUUUUUAAUAAAUACUAAUUCAAAUAAAAAUAGGCAUGUAUAAUACUCCAGCCUUUACUCUCGCUCGUGCAAUAGGUGGAUUCAUUAAUUUAUACUGGCGUUCGUAUAGAAAGAGAGAGGAGACUCCAAUUGUGGUAUUGGCUAGUGGAUUGAUUUUGGGAGAGGGUGUGGUUAGUAUUGUUAAUUUGGGGCUGGCGAGUGCGGGGGUGCCGCAUUUAUGAUCGGAUGGGCGGGUGUUGGAGGGUGGGGAAAGACGGAAGG
Molecule: messenger RNA, 2530 nt
Organism: Sclerotinia trifoliorum
Lineage: Eukaryota; Fungi; Ascomycota; Leotiomycetes; Helotiales; Sclerotiniaceae
Source: the annotation of a GenBank genome assembly